Messenger RNA from Vigna umbellata (rice bean), 1049 nucleotides. The record is from RefSeq and is a predicted model, not a curated record. Lineage: Eukaryota; Viridiplantae; Streptophyta; Magnoliopsida; Fabales; Fabaceae.
CACUGAUGCAAGAACAUUGGUAGUGAUUUGGCAGAUUUGGUUUGGUGUGUGCACACAAAACAAAACACAACCUGGGAAAGAACACAUCACAAUUUCACUCUAUUUAGCAAAAAUCAAACCUUCUCAAACUAAAACUACACUUCAUCUUCUUCAAUAACGAGAUGUCGAAUAUAGUACGCAGAGGCAUCCAUUACAUGCCAGCACUAAAUGCAGCAAAAGUAUCUGCUGCUAUGCUAGAGAAAGGCCAAAGUGGUGUCAUAGAUGCUUCACUUACACUUAUUCGAGAAAGAGCAAAGCUAAAGGGAGAACUUGUGCGUGCUUUGGGAGGUGCUAAAGCAACUUCAACUCUUCUUGGAGUUCCUUUGGGACAUAAUUCAUCAUUCCUACAAGGACCUGCAUUUGCACCUCCUCGCAUUAGGGAAGCCAUUUGGUGUGGUAGCACAAACUCAACAACUGAAGAAGGCAAGGAGUUACAAGAUGCACGGGUUCUUACUGAUGUUGGUGAUGUCCCAAUUCAAGAAAUUCGAGAUUGUGGGGUAGAUGAUCACAGAUUAAUGAAUGUAAUUGGUGAAUCAGUGAAGUUAGUGAUGGAUGAGGAUCCAUUACGCCCCUUAGUUUUAGGUGGUGAUCACUCAAUAUCAUUUCCAGUUAUCCGAGCUGUCUCUGAGAAGCUUGGAGGACCUGUUGAUGUUCUUCAUCUUGAUGCGCAUCCUGAUAACUAUGAUGCCUUUGAAGGAAACAUUUAUUCACAUGCUUCUUCUUUUGCUCGAGUCAUGGAGGGCGACUAUGUUCGACGACUUUUGCAGGUUGGUAUAAGAUCAAUAACAGCUGAAGGGCGUGCACAAGCCAAAAAAUUUGGAGUUGAGCAAUAUGAAAUGCGGACAUUUUCAAGAGAUCGUCACUUCUUAGAAAAUCUGGUCUUUCUAUCGCUCUUUACCUCUUUUAUACAACACAAACACACCUACACAUUAAUUCAUAUCUCUCUUCAUCUAUCAAGCAUGAAUUAUAAACCUUACAUAUUAUAUCCAUGUUGACUACCUGGUAGGUGU